Molecule: messenger RNA, 787 nt
Organism: Jaculus jaculus (lesser Egyptian jerboa)
Lineage: Eukaryota; Metazoa; Chordata; Mammalia; Rodentia; Dipodidae
Gene: Nmrk2
Product: nicotinamide riboside kinase 2
Exons: 7
Coding region: 200-787 (195 amino acids)
Cellular component (GO): cytoplasm
Source: RefSeq, a predicted model, not a curated record
GUGCCUGCCCCCCACCCCUGCAUCCCAGCUGCCCUGGGGCCUCCUCCCCCGGGGCGGCCUCGGGGCUGCUGCUGGGUCUAUAAAGCCACUGGGGUCUUGUCAAUGACCCUGGGAUCCCUCAGAGCAGCGCACUGGCAAGGUCACAAGCAGCUGGACUGCCUGGGCCUCCUAGGACCGUCCCCACAGCCCAUCCCCAGACAUGAAAAUCAUCGUGGGCAUUGGAGGCAUGACCAAUGGUGGCAAGACCACCCUGACCAACAGCCUCCAGAAAGCCCUUCCCAACUGCUGCAUCAUUCACCAGGACGACUUCUUCAAGCCCCAGAACCAGAUCGCUAUCGGAGAGGAUGGCUUCAAACAGUGGGAUGUGCUGGAAUCCCUGGACAUGGAAGCCAUGGUCAGCACUGUACAAGCCUGGAUAAGAGACCCCCAGAAGUUUGCCCGCGCACAUGGGGUCAGCGUCCAACCAGACACCACGGACACCCACGUCCUUCUCCUGGAAGGGUUCCUGUUGUAUAGCUACAAGCCCCUGGUGGAUUUGUACAGCCGCAGGUACUUUCUGACAGUUCCCUACGAAGAAUGCAAACGGAGGAGAAGUAACCGCAGCUACAUGGUCCCUGAUCCCCCCGGCCUCUUCGAUGGCCAUGUGUGGCCCAUGUACCAGAAGUAUAAACAGGAGAUGGAAGAGGAUGGUGUGGAAGUGGUGCAUUUAGACGGCAUGAAGUCCCGGGAUGAGCUCUUCCAUCAGGUGCUGGAAGACAUUCGGAACACCUUACUGAACAGCUCUUAG